AUGACACAGCCUGCCCUGUCCCUUCACACUCCAUUACCUACACCUUUCACCUCUGCUGUGCCAUAUCAUAGGGGUUGGAGUGUCUUAUCUAAACCAGGUGCCAUGAACAUAGAAAAAGCCUUGGAAGAAGGGAAGUUGGUGGAGGUGGUCUCUGCAGUCAGAGAGACCCUGAAGACAGCUUCCAGUGCCCCAGUGAGCAUUGCAGUGACUGGGAACUCCGGCAAUGGCAUGUCCUCCUUCAUCAAUGCACUGUGGGGAAUUGGGCAUGGGGAAAAGGACUCAGCUCCCACAGGUGUGGUGAGAACCACCCAGAUUCCCAUUCACUACUCUUUCUCCCACAUUCCCAAUGUGGAGCUAUGGGACCUGCCUGGCACAAGUGCUACCACCCAAAGCCUGGAUACCUAUCUGGAGGAGAUACAGUUUAGCAAGUAUGACUUCUUCAUCGUCAUUGCAUCUGAACAAUUCAGCAUGAAUCUCAUGAAGCUUGCCAAAAUCAUCCAGGGACAGGGAAAGAGGUUCUACAUCGUCUGAACCAAGCUGGACAGAGACCUCAGUACACGUGUGGUCUCAAAGGAACAAUUCCUGCAGAAUAUCCAUGAGAAUAUUCAGGUAACUCUCCAGAAUGAAGGAGUGUGUGAACCCAUCAUAUUCCUGGUCUCAAGCUUUGAUCCCUUAUUGCAUGACUUCCCAGAGCUUAGGAAAAGCUUGCACAGAGACGUGUCUGAGAUCAGGUAACAUGCUCUCCUAGAAAACCUGUCUGACACCUGUGAGAAGGUCAUUAAUGACAAAGCAAUCACUUUGCAGAGGCAAAUAAGCUCAGAGUCUUUCCAGGAUACCUUUGGCAUCCAGAAUGCAGAUGAUCUUGGGGAUUUUUUGAACGCCUACUGCUCGCUCUUUGGUGUGGAUAAUGAAUCUCUCCAGAAGGUGGCCCAGAGUAUGGGAAAACCCAUGGAGGAGUACAAAACCAUUAUGAAGUCUCAGGAUCUGCACACUGUCCUCACAGAGGACUGGGUAUUAUUGUGGAUGAAUUAUAAUACAGCCUCUUACUUAUAUUCAAUUCUGAGCUACAUCCCAAUCUUAGGUAACACUAGUAUCCACUACCUUAGAGAGUGGAAUCAGGGGCACCUCCUUGACAUAGUUGCCGACGACACCAAGACCAUACUGAAGAAAAUUCUGAAAGGUGCCAUCAUCUGA
Messenger RNA from Neomonachus schauinslandi (Hawaiian monk seal), 1194 nucleotides. RefSeq names its product immunity-related GTPase family M protein 1-like. Gene Ontology annotation, cellular component: endoplasmic reticulum membrane. The record is from RefSeq and is a predicted model, not a curated record. The transcript has a single exon. NCBI's taxonomy places the organism in Eukaryota, Metazoa, Chordata, Mammalia, Carnivora, Phocidae. Gene Ontology annotation, molecular function: GTPase activity; GTP binding. Gene Ontology annotation, biological process: defense response; cellular response to interferon-beta.